This is a messenger RNA of Entrophospora candida, 222 nucleotides long. The record is from the annotation of a GenBank genome assembly. NCBI's taxonomy places the organism in Eukaryota, Fungi, Glomeromycota, Glomeromycetes, Entrophosporales, Entrophosporaceae.
AUGAAUGAUGUUAAUAAAAAGAAGCCAAAACUUGGAGAGAUGAGGCUCGAGAAAAAAAUCCCAGAUGGCUCUUAUCUUUUCGGAUUAUCCGCUGAAAUUUAUCCAUUCCCCUCAAACAUUGGCCCAAAACCUCCACCGUCGCUAACGGGAUCAGAAAAAUUGUUGGAAUGUUCUAAUGCUCCAAUUUCAUUGGAAGUUCCACAACAACCAGGGUCCCGUUAG